UUAGCUCAACUCUCUCUCUCUCUCUAUCUCUCUGUGUGCGUCUGGAGCAAAAUGGGUGCACUUGACUACGUCUCGGACUUGUUCAGUUUCACAAAAACAAGAAGAGCAUUGAAAAGGAAAAAAAGAAAGCCGCUGCAGACCGUGCAGAUCAAGGUAAAGAUGGACUGCGACGGCUGCGAAAGGAGAGUGAAGCAUGCUGUUGAAUCGCUGAAAGGUGUGACAUCGGUGGACGUGAACCGAAAGCAAAGCAGGGUGACGGUCAGCGGCCACGUCGAGCCGAACAAGGUCCUCAAGAAGGUGAAGAGCACAGGAAAGGUGGCAGAAUUCUGGCCCUACGUCCCUUACCACUUGGUCGCCUACCCUUAUGUUGCUGGGGCCUAUGACAAGAAGGCACCAUCCGGCUUCGUGCGCAAUGUGCCUCAGGCACAACCUAUUCCGAAUGCAACCGACGUGAAAUACAUGGCUCUCUUCAGCGACGACAACCCCAAUGCAUGCUCCAUCAUGUGAAGGAGCUCAAACUUCUUGGCGAACUCCUUAAUGAAGAAAAGACACUGCACUGGAAGAUAACGAUCGAGUUUUAAUUAAGACGUAGCUCAUGUCACCAUGUCUUAGAGUGCUAAUUAUGACUAAUUAAUCUAGUCUUACUCUUCUGUCCGUUGCUUCCUUUGUAAAUGCACCAGAGGUAGCUUUUGAGGGUAUGCAAGACAUAAUAGCAUAAUCUAUAUUUUCUUUUAGCAA
Molecule: messenger RNA, 738 nt
Organism: Phoenix dactylifera (date palm)
Lineage: Eukaryota; Viridiplantae; Streptophyta; Magnoliopsida; Arecales; Arecaceae
Product: heavy metal-associated isoprenylated plant protein 22-like
Molecular function (GO): metal ion binding
Source: RefSeq, a predicted model, not a curated record